CAGCAAGCUCCAGUCCCAAGACCACCAAGUCAAAUAGCUCACCAGUCCCGUCACUGUCGUUGACUCGUUCCUCAGUCUCUCCAUCCAGCCCGGUCAUUCACUCUUUCCGUCCAAACCAGACAAGAUGCAGUUCUCGCUCUCCAUCGCAACGGCAAUCCUGGCGGCCACCGCCUCGGCCUUGCCCAUCCUUGAGAUCCGCCAGACUGUUGGAACCACUGCCAAUGAGUUCACUUCGGGUGGAUGCAAGGACGUCGUUCUGCUUUACGCUCGCGGAACCAGUCAAUCUGGCAACAUGGGCGAGGAACCAGGCCCAGCACUGGGCAACGCCCUCAAGACCCGCCUUGGCGCCGCACGAGUGGCCGUCCAGGGCGUCAGCUACUCUGCCUCGCUGCUCGGCAACCUCAACCCUGGCGGCGCACCGGCCAGCGAGGCCACCAGCUUCCGGACUCUGAUCGGUCAGGUGGCGAGCCAGUGCCCCAACGCACGCAUCGUCGUGUCCGGGUACAGCCAAGGCGGCGCCCUGGUCCACCGCGCCGUCGAGGGCACCACCGCCGCCGUGAGCGCCCGCAUCGCCGCCGGCGUCACCUUUGGCGACACCCAGAAGCAGCAGGACGGCGGCCGCAUCCCUGGCAUCGACGCCAGCAAGUCCCUCAUCAUCUGCAACACGGGCGACCGCGUCUGCGAGGGUACCCUCAUCAUCACCUCUGCGCACAGCGGUUAUGGUGCCAGGGUUGGUGAGGCUGUUGACUUUAUCGCUGCCCGUGUCUAGAGUCAACAGGGUCUUGGGUGAUCUUGGGAAUCGGAAGCUGGCUUUGACUUUUGACUUUUGGGAACUUUCUUGUAUAUAUUUUCUGGGCUUGGAUUAUGAUAAUGAUGGUAAAUAAGGAAAUGGGAUGAACAUAGGUAUCUAAACAAAGAACAGAUAGCCUAGCCUGAGUCUUAACUGAC
Molecule: messenger RNA, 948 nt
Organism: Pyricularia grisea
Lineage: Eukaryota; Fungi; Ascomycota; Sordariomycetes; Magnaporthales; Pyriculariaceae
Exons: 2
Coding region: 125-769 (214 amino acids)
Biological process (GO): carbohydrate catabolic process
Cellular component (GO): extracellular region
Molecular function (GO): cutinase activity
Source: RefSeq, a predicted model, not a curated record